Molecule: messenger RNA, 3797 nt
Organism: Elaeis guineensis (African oil palm)
Lineage: Eukaryota; Viridiplantae; Streptophyta; Magnoliopsida; Arecales; Arecaceae
Product: homeobox protein LUMINIDEPENDENS
Biological process (GO): vegetative to reproductive phase transition of meristem
Cellular component (GO): nucleus
Molecular function (GO): DNA binding
Source: RefSeq, a predicted model, not a curated record
CUCAUUCCAGCGGCGCGCCGGCUCCCGUGGAGUCGGAUUAAGCGAUCUCUCUCUCUCUCUGUCGCCCCCCAACCCCCCGCUCCUCUCUGGAAAAAUAUUCGAGGGCGUUCUCCGGCCUUAACCCUAACCCUAAACCUAACCCUAGUCAUGGCUCUCUUGGCGCCUUCCUGGGCUCGCUAGGGCUCGCGUUUCCGAUUUGGGGCACGUCCAAUCCCCUCCCUCGGAUCCCUAAUGCUCGGGUGCUCGAGCGGUUCCGCUGUUGGGAUCGGAAAUGGCGCUCGUUCCGGGUGUUUCCGAGGGUGCACUCGUGGAAUUGGACGUCGGCAACUCGGCGGAGUCCCUGACGGCGCUCCUCAACUCGCAGAGGGAGCUUUUCCACAGCCAGAUCGAGCAACUCCAGAAGCUCGUCGUUGCUCAAUGCAAGCUAACGGGCGUCAAUCCCCUCUCCCAAGAAAUGGCUGCUGGAGCAUUGUCGAUAAAAAUUGGAAAGAAACCUAGGGACUUGCUGAACCCAAAAGCGGUAAAUUAUAUGCAGUCAAUUUUCUCUGUCAAGGAUGCUGUUGGCAAGAAGGAAACUCGUGAAAUCAGUGCUCUUUGUGGAGUUACAGUUACACAGGUUAGAGAAUUUUUUGCUGGCCAGCGUUCAAGAGUGAGAAAGUUUGUUCGCUUGUCACGAGAUAAAGCGACCAGAGUAGAUGCAUCCAGGGCAUCAAGCAAUGGAUGCUCCCUGAGUUCUGAGCAGUGUUUGCCUGUUAGCGAAGAGGCCUUAGCAAGUUCUGCUGACAAUAUGAUGAUCAGGGAACAAAUACCAGUUCCUGGGAAUGCAAUGAUUAUUAGCACGGUGACAGAUGGCCAACAUGAUACAACUGACCUUAAGAAAGUUGAGGAAGGUCCUUCAUGCACAGCGCUUGAAGAGACUGUUCCUGGCAUUGACACCAAUGAUCAGAAGUUUCUGGACAACAUUUUUAAUCUAAUGAGGAAGGAAGAGACAUUUUCUGGACAGGUGAAGCUGAUGGAGUGGGUCCUCCAAAUCCAUAAUUCAGCAGUCUUGAUUUGGUUUUUAACUAAAGGUGGUCUUACCAUUUUAUCGACAUGGUUAAGCCAAGCGGCCCUUGAAGAACAAACAACUGUGCUUCUUGUCAUUUUCAAGGUUCUAUGUCACCUGCCACUACACAAAGCUUUGCCAGUACAAAUGUCUGCUGUCUUGCAAACUGUUAACAGGCUGCGGUUUUACAGGACAUCAGACAUAUCAAACAGGGCAAGAACUCUCCUUUCAAGAUGGAGCAAACUGUUUGUUAGAAGCCAGGCUUUGAAGAAACCUCUUCUCAAUUCCUCCAAGGAUUCUCAAAAGGAGAUAGUCCGUAAACAAAGGAUCAGUGAAAUUCUCAGUGAUGAGUCAUGGCAAUCCAAAAUUGAUAUUCCUGAGGACAUUCUUUCCCUUACUGAAGAUAUGGAAAAAAACAGGAAAUCAGAGUCUAAACAAGCACUAAAGCUUCUUCCAGCUUCUAGUGAUGAGUUAAGUAAAAAGCAUGGCCGAAGUGUCUCAUUGCCCAAAACCAAAGAACGCAGAAAAGUUUUACUAGUGGAGCGGCCUGAUCAUAAACCUUCAGGAAGAAGUGUGCAGCUUGCAAGAGCGGCACCUUCAAACCAUAGCCGUCCAAUGUCAGCUGAUGAUAUCCAGAAGGCAAAAAUGCGUGCAAUGUUCAUGCAAAAUAAGUAUGGCAAGGCUGAUACAUCCAAUAGUGAAAAUAAGCCACCGAAAACAGAAGAUGGUAAUCAUGUGCCUUCUCCAUCUCAGACCAGCAAUAUGUUGUGUUCAUCAAGAAUACCCCAGUUACCUCCAUUGAGAAAAGAUGAAGAGACAAAACCUUCAAUAUCUACAACAAACAUUCUUCCGAAGAAGCAAGAUACUUUGGUCAUUUCAAAACCAAACACUUCUUCUCAGGAACAGUUGCUGGAGAAGUUGAAGUGCAGUCAAAUUCAAUGGCAGACACCACCAGUGGUCAUACUUGACUCUACAUGGUCUGUGGGCGUUGGGGAAAACAGCAAGGAAGUUGAAGUCCAGAUGCAGAGAAAUCGGCGGGAGAAGGAAUCAUUCUAUUCAAAACCACAAGACAUCCCAUUGGAUCCAAAGGAACCUUGGGAUCUAGAGAUGGAUUUUGAUGACAGCUUAACUCUUGAAAUCCCAAUUGAGCCGUCGCCGGAUGCUGACAUCAUUGAAGACUCUUCAUGCUCUCCUUGCAGUGGUGGAGCCUCCAAUGAUGAAACGCCGGCCACCACCUCUGCUCCUCCGAUCAAUAACGGGAAUCCAGAGCCAGACCUUGAGUUGCUGGCCGUGCUGCUCAAAAACCCAGACCUGGUCUUUGCUCUGACUUCUGGCAAGGGGAAGAGCAUGACAAGCGAGGAGAUGGUGGUACUGCUGGACAUGCUCAAGAAAAAUGGUGUAGGGUUGACAGAAUUGAUGAAUGGGGCAGCUGAUGGCCCUAAAGAGAAGCCUAAGGAACCUGAGCCCACUUCUCUUCCAUCUCCGACUCCUCCGUCAGAUCCAGCUGCAAGGGCUAGUUGGAAAUCAGAAUUCCCAACCCGUAAUGCUCCAGUCCUGCAGCCUCAUUUUCGUGGCAGCAGAGUUGCGUCGGCUGCUCUUCCUAGUGCCACUCCUCAAAACCCAUCUCCUGCGGCAGUUCCUCCUAUGGUUGUCAAGACACAGACUGCAGGUUUGGGGUUGCCUCAGACUUCAACCACCAUCUUAUCAGUGCCGGAAUUGACAGUAACAAUUAAUCCCACAUCUCAACAUCAUCCGCCCCACAAUUUCCUUCCAAAGAGGCCUCCAACAUCCUCAGCUCACCAGAUGCCGAACUCUAUAUAUCCAUUGCAACAUAACUCAGUUCCUGACCACAUCUUGCCCACAAAGCAAUGCCCAGUAACAAAUGUACCGAUUGCUUCCCCAUCGGUACCUCAACAGGAGUCCUUUAACCACAACCCUUCACCCAUUACUUUAUCUGCAUUGCUUCCAAUCUCAUCGAGGCAGCAAUCUCAUCUACUGGCUGAACCUCCGAAAGUUUCUCCAAAAAUUCCCAGAUGGCCGCCUGUGAGUGCCACCAUUGUUGGAAGGCCAAAUCCAACACCAGACCCUUGGAUUGGUGUAUCAAAUGGCUUUUCGGAGGUUGGGGCCCCCAACGUGCAAUUCUUUGCUAAUCAAAACAACUACAAUGCUUACCCCAAGGGGCCCGUACAGCAACCUGCUGUACCACCAAGGUCAGCUGGGAAUAGAAAUGAGAUUCUCGAUAGGACACAGCUGGAGACAUGGAGCCCAGAAGGCAGCCCUGUGAGAUUGUCAGCGUUUCGAGGUGGCCAGAAGUUUUCGGAUGCAAGAAGAGACCAUGGCCGGAAUCAUAGGCCUGAAUGGUCCAGGCAAUGGGAUUCCGGGAAUCGGGACCACUACAGGACGGGCAGCAACAGAAGGUGGCGGGAUCGUGUUGGAGAUCGGAGGCGAUGAUUGUGUAUGAUUUGUUUGUUUAGAUUUAUGGGAGUUCUCCACUUGCAGGGGGCAAUCCUCUGAUUUCUUGUGGAAUAGAGUAGAAUUGUGAAUAGAUUAUAGAGCCCUCAGAUUCUAAUGACGUGAAGUGGAGAAAAAUGAAAUUUCUGUUCCAAUUGGUGAUGAGUGAAAAGGAUUUAACGGUUAUCACUAUUCUUCUUGACCAAAUCCAGUCACUCUAGCCUCUUAUAUUUUUACUUUUUAAGAUAUCAUAAAACUAUAAAUAUCUCCAGUCAAAAUAAAUAGAUGCUGAUAGUGACUA